Molecule: messenger RNA, 849 nt
Organism: Mytilinidion resinicola
Lineage: Eukaryota; Fungi; Ascomycota; Dothideomycetes; Mytilinidiales; Mytilinidiaceae
Product: hydroxyacylglutathione hydrolase
Exons: 10
Coding region: 1-849 (282 amino acids)
Molecular function (GO): hydroxyacylglutathione hydrolase activity
Source: RefSeq, a predicted model, not a curated record
AUGAGCCUGCUCGCAGCUACCAUCCGACAAAGCUCGCGUUAUAUAUCGAACCAAUCAGUCGCACAUCCCUCAAUCACACGCGCCAUGCAUAUCCAAUCGAUUCCCAUGUGGGAGGGGACCGGGAACAAUUACGCAUAUCUGGUUGUCGACGAUAAGACGAAAGAAGCCGUGAUCAUUGAUCCCGCGCAUCCGCCUGAAGUCCUUCCGGUCCUCAAGAAGCAGACAGAAGACGGAUCCAUCAAGCUCACCCAAAUAAUAAACACUCACCACCAUAACGACCACGCAGGCGGCAACUCCGAAAUACUUGAACAAUUCAAACUCCCCAUUAUCGGCGGCAAAGACUGCGCAAAGGUCACGAAUACCCCAGCACACAAAUCUACCUUCUCGAUCGGUGAGAGUAUAAAGGUUACGGCGCUACACACACCAUGUCAUACGCAAGAUAGCAUAUGCUACUUCGUCGAGGAUGGUACAGAUAAAGCGGUGUUCACCGGAGACACACUAUUCAUUGGUGGAUGCGGGCGCUUCUUCGAAGGCAGCGCGACUGAGAUGCACAAAGCCCUCAACGAGGUGCUAGCAUCGCUUCCCGAUGACACUAAAGUCUACCCCGGUCAUGAGUACACUAAGGGCAAUGUUCGCUUCGCCAAGCGAGUUCUGCAGAACGAUGCCAUCAAGAAGCUAGAGGAAUUCGCGCAAAACAACAAGGAGACACAGGGGAAAUUCACGAUUGGUGACGAAAAGAAACACAACGUAUUUAUGAGAGUCAAUGAUCCCGCCAUCCAGGCGCUAGUAGGCCAUACAGAGCCCGUUGAGGUCAUGAAGACACUGCGAGAGAUGAAAGAUAGGGCGUAG